AGCCGGGGGAGCUGCCGCCGCCGCCCCUGCAGCCGCCGCCGCCGCCGCCGCCGCCUGAGGAGUGGGCCUGGGAAGGAAGCGGUCGCCGCGCUCGGAGCUCCUCUCGUCCGCGUCUUCGCCCCCUGCAGGCCUCCCACGGGACUGACCAUGGAUAAAAGUGAGCUGGUACAGAAAGCCAAACUCGCCGAGCAGGCUGAGCGCUAUGAUGAUAUGGCUGCAGCCAUGAAGGCAGUCACGGAGCAGGGGCACGAACUCUCCAAUGAAGAGAGAAAUCUGCUCUCCGUGGCCUACAAGAACGUGGUUGGUGCCCGCCGUUCCUCCUGGCGUGUCAUCUCCAGCAUCGAACAGAAAACAGAGAGGAACGAGAAGAAGCAGCAGAUGGGCAGAGAGUACCGGGAGAAGAUAGAGGCAGAACUGCAGGACAUCUGCAAUGAUGUUCUGGAGCUGUUGGACAAAUAUCUUAUUCCCAAUGCUACACAACCAGAAAGUAAGGUGUUCUACUUGAAAAUGAAAGGAGAUUACUUUAGAUAUCUUUCUGAGGUGGCAUCUGGAGACAAUAAACAAACCACUGUGUCGAACUCCCAGCAGGCUUACCAGGAAGCGUUUGAAAUCAGUAAGAAAGAAAUGCAGCCUACACACCCAAUUCGACUUGGCCUGGCGCUUAAUUUCUCAGUCUUUUACUAUGAGAUUCUAAACUCUCCUGAAAAGGCUUGCAGCCUGGCAAAAACGGCGUUUGAUGAAGCGAUUGCUGAAUUGGACACACUGAAUGAAGAGUCUUACAAAGACAGCACCCUGAUCAUGCAGUUGCUUAGGGACAAUCUCACUCUGUGGACGUCGGAAAACCAGGGAGAUGAAGGAGAUGCUGGGGAAGGAGAGAACUAAUAAUGUCUGUUGUGCUUCGUGAUCUGUUCAGUGUCACUCUGUACCCUCCACAUAUAUAUCCCUUUGUGCGAUAAAAAAAAAAAAAAGAAUCGUACGUCAACUUUCGAUUUUUCACAGCCUCAGCCUAGCGAAAAUGGUCCAUGGGAUAAACAGCUGGUAUUUGUAUCUAAAACUCAGAUUGGUCACAUAAAUGCCACGGCAUUCUGAAGUUUUGAUUUUGAUUAACAUUGACAGGAUUACUGUGUGUUUAAUUUUUUUUAAACUGAACACUGUGAUUUUGGGGUUUUGUAACUUAGCAGAACUCUUACUGGUAGAAAAAAAUAGACCUGAAUUAUGUGUAACUUUUUGGAAGUUUAAUCUGAUAUCAAAAUAGUCACUGAAAUACAGUUCCAUUGUAAAGUUGUACAGAAAGUUAUAGAGAUUAUAUUGUGACGCUGGGACUUGGAGUGAGACACCUAUUGUUUGGCAUUCGAGUUUCAUGGUAGUUCACAGUAAUUCUGCCUAUUGUUCAGGGCUUAUAGACACUUGACCAGUUUGGGCUGUUUUCACUCAGAAGUUCCUGACCACAGUGUCUUCCUCUGAGGAAACUCGAAGCCUGAAAUUGAAAUUGUUUGUAGCAGAUAACUGGGUUAUGACACCAUGAAAAGGUCCAGUGCUCAUACAACACGUGUGACUAAAACCCCUUUCCUACAGCAAUAUGUUAGUGAUUACAACUUGUGCUUCAAUAUUGGAGUCUGUUUUCCUUGUACCCAUGAGCUAAAGAAGAAGAAAAGCCAUCUAUCUUAGGAAUGGCCUUACCUGUUUCCUGGAUAAUACCUUUAACAAUAAUGUUCUGCAGAGACUGCCUUUCACCUGAGGAGUACUCAGUCUUUGGGUUCUUCUUAGCUUGGGGCUUUGAAAUUUUGAAAUCUAAACCUUCUUUCCCACCGUCCUUUUUCAUUGUUGACUUUGGUUUUCUCUUCCCUCUUUAAAUUUCUGUCCUUCUCCUUCCUUACAUUUUUUUCUUUUUGAAUUCUAUCUUUAUUUGUCUUUCAUUUACUGUUUAAUAUGGUAUGGGCAGGGGUAGGGGGCCUGGAGGGGUGAGAAACAUUGGUGAGCACUGUGGUGAGCCGCCUUGCUUCCAAGAGUUGAGUAGAGUUUCCAGCACCGUAGCUCUGUCUUUCUCCAGUUCUCAGCACACUUGUUGCUCUUCAGUCAUACCAAGAUCUGGAUCAAAAACUCAUUUUUAAAUAUCCAAGACUUCUCCCUGUAUUGCAGCCAGCCCCGAUAUUGCUUGUUAGUACCUGUCACCAGGUCUCCCAAGUGUACUCAUCCAGCCACAUUCACAGACGUGUUUCAACAAGACUCUCUAAUGCAGGGAAGUUUCGAGAACAUUGCAAUGGAGAGAGUCAGGAAUAGCCAGGCCUACCAGUCUCACAGUACCCCCCCACUCCCUUUAACAUUCCAUGUAGCUCUAGUGUCCAUCUGUUUGUCCAUCUGCUGAAAUGAGAAAAGAAACAUUCAUGCACUGAUUUAAAACAAACCAAAAAAAGAGAAAAAAAAAAAUCCCUCUCUCCUUUCUAGCUGAACAAAAACGUGCAGUUAAUACUUGGCGCUUGAAAAUGCAGUAGUGACUGUGGAACGAGCCUGUCUGUAUAUCUGGUAGCUCUUUCUUGCUUCGUUUUUCCUUACCAGUAUUCUUCCUCACGUUUGCUUCUGUGAUGGUUAUAUUGCCUAGCAAGCACACCCGUGGUUGUGAAAAUAGUAUAGCAAAAAAGAAAAAUCCCCGGUUAUUGAUGUAGUAGAUUUGCGUAUGUCUUUUAAACAGUUCUAGUUUCCACCUUACACGGAAUAAUCAGGAAGAGUGUAAAAAUUCAAAAGUGAAAUAAAAAAUUUUAUGAGUUA
Molecule: messenger RNA, 2766 nt
Organism: Diceros bicornis minor
Lineage: Eukaryota; Metazoa; Chordata; Mammalia; Perissodactyla; Rhinocerotidae
Gene: YWHAB
Product: tyrosine 3-monooxygenase/tryptophan 5-monooxygenase activation protein beta
Exons: 6
Coding region: 148-882 (244 amino acids)
Biological process (GO): signal transduction
Cellular component (GO): cytoplasm
Source: RefSeq, a predicted model, not a curated record